Entamoeba invadens IP1 is the source of this 1596-nucleotide messenger RNA. RefSeq lists its product as hypothetical. The coding region runs from base 1 to 1596 and encodes 531 amino acids. NCBI's taxonomy places the organism in Eukaryota, Evosea, Mastigamoebida, Endamoebidae. The transcript has a single exon. The record is from RefSeq and is a predicted model, not a curated record.
AUGUCACAUUUUACGGUUUGUACAAUCUUUGUGAUAAUUCUUUUCAUUUUGCUGUACGUCGUUCUGAAGACAAGAAAAAUCUCCAGCUUUCCAAAGACUAUUCCCAAUGAAGCCAAAUUUUUGUUUGAAAAAUACAACGAGACGAUUAAAUUUGGGAAAACACACCCAAUGCGACAAAAUCCAACUCUUUAUGGGUGGAAUGUAACUCCACCCGUGUUGACAGGAAUGGAUCAGUUAGCUGAAGAAAAAUACACCCUUAACAAAACUUUUCAACCAGCAGCAAUUAAAUAUUAUAUGAUCCAACUAGUAACAGGUCAAUACAAAGAGUGCCAAGAAAUAUCUACAAUACCAAGAACACUCGGAACAACGUUUGAGGCGAAUGGAGUUAUCACCAAAGUUGUUCUAACCGACUGGAAGUUUAUUCGUGACGAGCAAACAAAGAAGUGGAAAGCAGUGAAAAACAAAGGGACCAUCGGAACGUCUUACCGAGAGAUUCAAACGGAGUUUUCAAAUCAUUUGAAGAACUCAUACUCAACGCGUGUGAAUACUAAUACCAUUUUCAGAAGUGGAUGGAUCGAUUCCAGUGUCAGUGGCCAACAGUUCUUUGAAAUGGUUAAAGCCGCAAUACCAAAUAACACUGGUACCUCCAAAAUACGAGUGUGUUCUAUUUCAUUCUUAAGAACAGUGCCAUGGAGCAAACAAGAGGAUAAACCACUGUUGUAUCAACAUAAAUUCCUUCACCAACUAAACUCCGAGCAAACUGAAUUUGAAUUUCUUCAUUUUAAUAUUCCUUUUGGAGUGAUUGGGCUCUGGGGAAUUUAUUUUGGUGAGGCGGUAUCACAGAACAUGAACAAAGAUGGAAUAGCAACUUUAGAAAAAUGGUUCAGAGAAGACACUGAUAUUAAAAAGGAUGAAACUUUGUUACAAUUUGCACGUCGAAUCUCUGCUAAAGACAACACUCUUAAACACCGUGCUAUUCUGUUAAAUGCAAUUAAAGUGAAUAACGACAAUGUGAAUUUCAAAACAAAAGUCGAACAACUCGGCGCUUUGAGUUGUUAUUUGAUCCUUUCUAAAAUAGCAAUUGCAACAAACUGUAAAAGCGGAACUGAUCGAACGGGGGGUGCGUUUGCGCUCAUUUUGGCUCUGUGUCAAAUUCUUCAAAGUCGUCCCAACGAAUUGGAUUUGUUGGUUGAUGUGGUAAUCAACUUUGAUGAUAUACAGCGCAAUAUUAAAACAACUUUCACAUCAAAAUACAAUAUUUCUAAUGAAAUGAAAUUGGAACACCAAAUCGAGUUGUGGGAUAAAUUCAUCACAGACCUCUCUCAAAUACAACACCCAAAUUACACAGAGAAAUCAUUUUUGUUACUCAUCGAACUCAAAAAUUGUAUGUUUUCUAACUUGAUGAACGUUUCUAUCCCAGUAACCGUGUUCUCGAGUUGUGUUGGUGGACUUAAAUUUGGAAAACAAACUUCCAGAUUCAGAGCUUCUAACUUCGACACGUUAAUGCCUUAUUACUUCAUAUCGGAUGGAAUUGUUUAUUCACAAGACAAUUUCAGGCUUGUUACAACGGCUUCCAGUUAUUUGAGAGGAACAUAA